AUGGCAAGCAACGAAUCUCGUGACGCCGCACCGGCCGUGACCGAUGAAGUCAUGACAGACUACAGUCGCACUGAGCAGGGCGAACCUGAAGGUCCACCGAAGACUGAUGAGGAAUAUGCCCAGUCCACGCUGACCCUUCGCGCCAUUGUUUCCUCCAAAGAGGCUGGUGUAAUUAUUGGCAAAGCUGGGAAGAAUGUGGCAGACCUACGUGACGAGACUGGUGUGAAAGCUGGCGUGAGCAAGGUCGUACAAGGUGUCCAUGAUCGAGUUUUAACCGUCACUGGACCUCUUCAAGGUACUGCCAAAGCGUACGCCAUCGUCGCCAAGGGUUUGCUUGAGGGUGCUCCUCAGCUUGGAAUGGGUGGAGUUGCUUCGAAUAACGGUACCCAUCCUGUUCGCCUACUCAUCUCUCACAAUCAAAUGGGUACGAUCAUUGGCCGUCAAGGUUUGAAGAUCAAGUAUAUCCAGGACGCUUCUGGCGUUAGGAUGGUCGCACAGAAGGAGAUGCUCCCACAGUCUACCGAACGGAUCGUCGAAGUUCAAGGUACCCCAGAAGGGAUCGAGAAGGCUGUGUGGGAAAUUGGCAAGUGUCUUAUUGAUGACUGGCAACGCGGGACUGGGACUGUCCUCUACAACCCCGCUGUUCGCGCAUCUGUAGGCGGCGGCCCACUCAAUAAUUCGCUUGGAUCUGGGGCUUCUACAGGCGGUUACGGUGGACGUUCCUACAACCGUACCGGAAAUGGUGCCGAUUUCAGCGAUCAAACGGGGGGCUAUAACCGACGUUCCAAUUCCGAUGCAGCCAGUCGUGGCAUCCCACUUGUAACUGAAGACGGAGAGGAGGUCCAAACACAGAAUAUCAGCAUCCCGUCCGACAUGGUUGGUUGCAUUAUUGGUCGCGGUGGAAGUAAAAUCAGCGAGAUUCGAAGGAGCUCAGGCGCUCGUAUUUCUAUCGCCAAGGCUCCCCAUGACGAAACUGGGGAACGUAUGUUUACGAUCAUGGGGAGCGCAGCAGCGAACGAAAAAGCUCUCUAUCUCUUGUAUGAGAACCUUGAAGCCGAGAAAAUGCGCCGCAGCCAGCAACCGCAGGAGUGA
This is a messenger RNA of Histoplasma mississippiense, 1092 nucleotides long. RefSeq lists its product with no specific name. Gene Ontology annotation, molecular function: mRNA 3'-UTR AU-rich region binding. The transcript is spliced from 2 exons. The record is from RefSeq and is a predicted model, not a curated record. Gene Ontology annotation, cellular component: cytoplasm; nucleus. Lineage: Eukaryota; Fungi; Ascomycota; Eurotiomycetes; Onygenales; Ajellomycetaceae. The coding region runs from base 1 to 1092 and encodes 363 amino acids. Gene Ontology annotation, biological process: 3'-UTR-mediated mRNA stabilization.